AAACAAGAAGCAAACAGCCUCAAAGGACAUCGUGAAAAACAGAACACGAUCGCUUUAAGGCUCAAAGUCGAGUUCAUCGAAAGUUUUCAGACAGAAGCUAGAGAUGGAAGUUUCCGGCGUCGUUCUCCGACAGAUUCCGUGCGUCUCAAGCUCCGUCACCGACGGCCGUUACUCCGGUCUCCGAUUUUCCGGCAACACGAGGACGACGACGGUCGGGUUUAGGACGAGGAGAUUCAGAGGGAUCACGUGUAAUAACGAGUUUGCCGAUAAAGGGCACAUGAGUUACUAUUCUGGGACGACGACGACGAGAUGCGGCGGGGAGGGGAAGGAUAAGGUGAAGGUUAUGGAGAAGGAGAAGAAGAAGGAGAUGAAGAAGAAGGCUAAGGUUCUUAAUGCUCUUUCUAAGAACUUGAAUAUGUUUUCAAGCAUAGGGUUUGGUCUUGAUCCGGAAGCCGGUUUGGUCUCUGAGAUUCAGAACAAGACGAUCUCGGAAGCGACAGAGAUUCUGGUUAAGCAGCUGGAUCAGUUGAAAGCAGAGGAGAAGCUAUUGAAGAAACAGAGGAAAGAAGAAAAGGCAAAAGCUAAAGCUUUGAAGAUGAUGACUGAGAUGGACUCUGAAUCUUCUUCUUCUUCGUCUGAAUCAAGUGACAGUGAUUGUGGGAAAGGGAAAGUUGUUGACAUGAGCUCUUUCAGAAACAAGGCGAUUCUCGAGCCGUUACAACCAGAGUCUGGAGUAGCAACCCUUCCUAGAAUCCAAGAAGAUUCUUGCAAGAACACCGGUGAAGCAUUGAAGCUCGCUCUGCUGCAAUCAGCUGCUGCAUCCACGGCUUUUCCCUCAGUUGUUAAUCCUGGAUUGCCAUUGAAGACGGUGGAAGCAGUUCCGGUUGUUGGAUUGCCGUCGAAGAGAAUAGAAGUCUGUAUGGGAGGAAAGUGCAAGAAAUCAGGAGGAGCUGUGUUGUUGGAUGAGUUUCAGAAGGCGAUGACGGGGAUGGAAGGAUCUGCUGUGGCUUGCAAGUGCAUGGGGAAGUGUAGAGAUGGUCCAAACGUUAGAGUGGUGAACGAGACCGAUGCUGUGAUGACUGAUUCAGUCAGAACACCUUCCAAGACCGUUUGUGUAGGAGUUGGGUUGCAGGAUGUGGAAACUAUUGUCACAAGUUUUUUUGGUGAAUAAUGCAGGAGAGAAGGUUUUGGAUCAUGCCUCGUAUGGAAAGUGUUUAAACAUAUGAUCAAAUUGAUAUAUGCAUAGUAUGGUGUUCUUUUUCUCAUUGUACAUAAAUGUCUUCGUGUGCAUUUUCGAGUGGAACAUUGAUAAUAUAAACCUCUUUUCUGUA
Raphanus sativus (radish) is the source of this 1331-nucleotide messenger RNA. Its product is annotated as diacylglycerol O-acyltransferase 3. Bases 104 to 1171 code for a protein of 355 amino acids. The record is from RefSeq and is a predicted model, not a curated record. Lineage: Eukaryota; Viridiplantae; Streptophyta; Magnoliopsida; Brassicales; Brassicaceae. The transcript has 2 exons.